UGGUAUUGCUGAAAAGAAUGGGUGUCAUUUUAAAUGCUACGAUAAACUUCUUACGUACGACUAAAAUGGCUACACUGUCAGUCAAGAGACUGUCUGCGGAGGAGGAGUAUCCCGACCUGAGUCAACACAACAAUCACAUGGCCAAAGUCUUAUCCUUGGACGUAUUCAAGACAAUCCGAGACCGAACAACACCCAAUGGAUUCACCAUAGAUGGUGUCAUUCAGACGGGAGUGGAUAACCCUGGCCACCCGUUUAUCAUGACAGUGGGCUGUGUGGCUGGAGAUGAGGAGACGUAUGACGUCUUCAAGGAGCUGCUUGACCCUAUCAUUGAGGACAGACAUGGAGGAUACAAGCCCACAGACAAACACAAGACUGAUCUGAACCCUGAAAACUUGAAGGAUGGGGAUGACCUGGACCCCAACUAUGUCCUGAGUUGCAGAGUCCGUACUGGCAGGAGCGUCCGUGGGUUCUGCCUGCCUCCCCACUGCAGCCGUGGAGAGCGCCGUGCUGUUGAGACACUCUCAAUCGAAGCAUUAAGUUCAUUAGAUGGGGACCUGAAAGGCAAAUACUAUGCUCUGAAGAACAUGACAGAUGAAGAGCAGCAGCAGUUGAUUGAUGACCACUUCCUCUUUGACAAGCCGGUCUCUCCCUUGCUGCUCUCUGCUGGCAUGGCCCGUGAUUGGCCUGAUGGCAGGGGAAUCUGGCACAAUGACAACAAGACUUUCUUGGUCUGGGUCAAUGAAGAGGAUCACCUACGAGUAAUUUCCAUGCAGACAGGUGGAAACAUGAGGGAGGUCUUCAACCGCUUCUGCACUGGCCUCACCAAGAUUGAGGCCCUGUUCAAACAGAAGGGCUGUCCUUUCAUGUGGAAUGAGCACUUGGGCUAUGUGCUGACUUGCCCCUCUAACCUGGGCACUGGCCUACGUGGUGGAGUACACGUCAAGCUGCCCAACCUCAGCAAACAUGACAAAUUUGAGGAGGUGCUGAAGAGGCUGAGGCUCCAGAAACGUGGAACAGGUGGUGUGGACACUGCAGCUGUGGGCGGAACCUUUGACAUCUCCAAUGCUGAUCGUUUGGGCUUCUCUGAGGUGGAGCUGGUGCAGAUGGUGGUGGAUGGAGUCAAGCUGAUGGUGGACAUGGAAAAGAGUCUAGAAAAGGGCAGGUCCAUCAAUGACCUCAUGCCUGCUCAGAAGUAAAACAAUGCAGGACUCUCUUAUGCCCUCAACAUAUACAUGUUAUUUUUAUUUCAUUAAUUAUUUGUUUUUAAUUUAUUCAUAAUUAUUCAUGAGUAAUUACAUACAUUUUUAUGUAUAUUGCGAAAUACUUUGCUUCCAAGUGAGAUUUAGGCUUGACAAGUCUUCCCAUCGUUUUAUCUAGGAGGCUUGUAUCUUA
Conger conger (European conger) is the source of this 1392-nucleotide messenger RNA. Its product is annotated as creatine kinase, testis isozyme. Gene Ontology annotation, biological process: phosphocreatine biosynthetic process. The transcript has 8 exons. NCBI's taxonomy places the organism in Eukaryota, Metazoa, Chordata, Actinopteri, Anguilliformes, Congridae. The record is from RefSeq and is a predicted model, not a curated record. The coding region runs from base 18 to 1196 and encodes 392 amino acids. Gene Ontology annotation, molecular function: creatine kinase activity.